Messenger RNA from Scylla paramamosain (green mud crab), 4012 nucleotides. RefSeq names its product ATP-binding cassette sub-family F member 1-like. The record is from RefSeq and is a predicted model, not a curated record. The transcript has 10 exons. Gene Ontology annotation, molecular function: ATP binding; ATP hydrolysis activity. Bases 111 to 3113 code for a protein of 1000 amino acids. Lineage: Eukaryota; Metazoa; Arthropoda; Malacostraca; Decapoda; Portunidae.
AUACAUGAUCCCUUUUAAGCCUGAGUCCACAUGGGGGAAAGUGUCUUGUGGCUCUCUCCCUCAUAUUUCCCUUAAUUUCCGGCCUCCUCGAGGACUCAGGGACAAACACCAUGGCGCCUAAGAAGGGAAAGAAGGCAAAGGGCAAGGAAGAGAAGGAUUUCGAGGAGGAGGAGAAGAGGGAGAGCGAAGAGGAGGAGGAGGAAGAGACGGCAACAGCUGGUGGGAGGAAGAAGAACAAGAAGAAAGGUAAAAACAAGGGUGAUAUAAGUGAUGACGAGGAUGAAGGGACAGCAAAGGGAGGAGGAGACGACGACAAGAAGAAAGGAAAGAAGAAGAAGGGAGGGAAGGGAAAACACGAUAUCAGCGAUGACGAGGAGGAGAUGAUGAACAAGAAGAACAAGAAGAAGGGGAAGAACGAAGCUGAUUCUGAUGAUGAAGGGAAGAAGGGACAGGCACAGAAGAAGGGAGGGAAGAAAGGAAAGAAGAAGGGGAAAGGAAAGGAUGAUUGGAGCGACGAGGAAGAAGAUGAAGUAGAAGAGACACCGAAGGGAGGAAAGAAGGGGAAGAAGAAGGGGAAAGGAAAGGAUGAUUGGAGUGAUGAUGAGGAAGAGAAAGAGGAAGCAGAAGAAACAACAAAAAUGCCCACCCAGCCCAAGUCAGCAAAGAAGAAGAAGGAGAAGAAGAAGAAGGGCAAGGAUGAUGAUUGGGAAGAUGAUGGAGUGGAGAAUAAAUUAAUGGAGAAGAUGCUGGGGAUGGAAAUUGAUGACGGCUCGGACGAAGACGAGUUUCUGGCAAUGCAGGCGAGAAAUUUAAAAGCCAAACAAAGCAAGAAAAAAAAGGAGAAGAAGGUGAUGAAGUUGGAGGAAGAAGAGGAGGAGGAAGAUGAAGAGGAGGAGGACGAAAUACAGAAACUGGAGAAGGAAGUGGAGGUGAUGAAGAUAAAUGACGAUAAGAAGAAGGACAAGAAAGUGAAUAAAGAAGAUUUAAAAAAGAAGGAGGAGAAGAAAAUGGAGAAGACAAAGAUCAGUAAACCAGAGGAGGAGAAAAUUGAAGACGUGAAAGAGGAAAAAAAAGACGAAUCGAAAGAGAAGGUGACGAAGAAAGAGGAGAAGACGAAGGAGGAAGAGGUGAAGAAGAAAGAGAAGACUCCAGAACCUGAACCAGCUGUGAAGGAAGAGAAGGGUGCAGCAUCAGGCACGGAAGAAGAAGAAGAGGAGGAGGAGGAGGAGACGGAGGAGAUGAAAUUGAAGAGGAAGAAGCAAGAAGAGAAGGAGGCGCUGAAGAAACUGACCCACAAGGAGAGGAAGAAAGUGAAGCAGCAGAUGGAAUAUGAGCGUCAGAUGGAGGCAAUGCUUAAGAAGGGUGGUCAUGGCUCCUCUGCCCUGGACGACACCUUCUCCCUCUCCCAGGCACAGAAGUCCGACAAGCAGCAGCAGCAACUUGAGAACGCUGUGGAUAUUAAGAUUGAGAACUUCAGCAUCUCGGCCAAGGGCAAGGCUCUCUUCACCAAUGCCUCCCUCAUGAUUGCCAACGCCAGGAGAUAUGGCUUAGUGGGGCCUAAUGGGCAUGGCAAGACAACACUUCUGCGCCACAUUCAGUCCAGAGCCCUCAACAUUCCACCCAACAUUGACGUCCUGUACUGUGAGCAGGAGGUGGUAGCUGACGACACCCCAGCCAUCGACGUGGUGCUUCAGGCCGACAAGAAGAGGCUGGACCUGCUGAAGGAGAGGGACCAACUGGAGGCCAACAUGAAGAAGAAGAACAAGGAGGUGGACAUGGACAGACUGCAGGAGGUGUAUGAGGAGCUGAAGGCCAUUGGGGCAGACAAAGCUGAACCCAAGGCCAGGAGGAUCCUGGCUGGUCUGGGCUUCACGCUGGAGAUGCAGGGCCGUGCCACCAAGAACUUUUCUGGCGGUUGGCGAAUGAGAGUGUCCCUGGCCCGUGCACUCUUCAUGGAGCCCACAUUACUCAUGCUUGACGAGCCCACCAACCACCUUGACCUCAAUGCUGUCAUCUGGCUGGAUAACUACCUGCAGGGGUGGAAGAAGACUCUGCUGGUGGUUUCCCACGACCAGUCCUUCCUGGAUAAUGUGUGCACAGAUAUCAUUCACCUGGACCAGCAGAAACUCUUCUACUACAAGGGAAACUACUCCAUGUUUAAGAAGAUGUUGGUGCAGAAAAGGAAAGAGCAGAUCAAGGCAUAUGAGAAGCAGGAGAAGAGAAUCAAGGAGAUGAAGGCGUCUGGGGCCAGCAAGAAACAAGCCGAGAAGAAGACCAAGGACGCCCUCACACGCAAACAGGAGAAGAACCGUGCCAAGAACAAGAAGGACGAGGAGGAUAGUGGACCCACAGAACUCCUGGAGCGGCCGCAGGACUAUGUGGUAAAGUUUUCCUUCCCCGAGCCGCCGCCUCUGCAGCCGCCCAUCCUCGGCCUCUACUCUGUCUCCUUCAACUAUGACGGACACAAGCCGCUCUUCAGAAACGUGGAUUUUGGCAUCGAUAUGGAGUCGAGAAUUGCUAUUGUCGGGCCUAAUGGUGUCGGUAAAUCCACCUUCCUCAAGCUCCUCCUGGGGGAACUCACGCCAAUCGCCGGGGAGCAACGCAAGAAUCACAGGCUUAAGAUUGGCAGGUACGAUCAGCAUUCCGGCGAGCACCUCACUGCAGAAGAGUCCCCAUCAGAAUACCUCAUGCGUUUGUUCAAUCUGCCAUAUGAGAAAGCGCGUAAGGCUCUUGGCACGUUUGGUUUAGCCUCACACGCACACACCAUCAAGAACAAGGACCUCUCGGGCGGACAGAAGGCUCGCGUCGCUCUAGCCGAACUGUGCCUCUCCUCUCCUGAUGUUCUGGUGCUGGAUGAACCGACGAAUAACCUGGAUAUUGAGAGCAUUGACGCCUUGGCAGAGGCGAUAUCGGAGUACAAGGGAGGUGUGAUAAUUGUUUCCCAUGACGAGAGACUUAUCAGGGACACGGACUGCAGCCUGUGGGUCAUCGAGGAUCAGACCAUCAACGAGAUUGAUGGCGACUUCGACGACUACCGCAAGGAACUUCUGGAUGAGUUGGGCGAGGUCAUCAAUAGUCCUAGCAUAGCUGCCCACAAUGCCGCAGAACUUUAGGUGACUACUGCUGCUGCUUCUGCUAGGUACUAUUUCUAUUACUACUUCUACUAUUUUGGAGCUUGCAGAGGAUAAAUGGGUCAGUUUCCAGUAUUUUCUUGGGUAUGUCCAAUGUUUGUACUACUACUACUACUACUACUACUACUACUACUACUACUACUACUACUACUACUACUACUACUACUACUACUACUACUACUACUACUUUAUCUGAAGCUUAGAGAAGACAUCAAAAAAAGAGCUCUGAUCUUUAGUAUUUCCACCUAUUCCUACUACUACUACAACUACUAUUACUGUUGAUGGUCAUCCCUUGGUCAUUGCAGGUCAAGGUCAGGUCAUCGGCCAGCUUUUUUAGGUCAUUCUAGGUCAACUGGAUAUUUUGGCUUGAAAGAUAUUCUGGAAUCCAUUUAUUUUUUUGCUUCAGUCAUCCAUCUCCUGCUCAGAGAGAGAGAGAGAGAGAGAGAGAGAGAGAGAGAGUAUGUGUGUGUAUAUGUGUGUGUAUAGGCCAAACAUAAGGUAGGCAGGUGGUGAUGGUGGUGGUGACUCAAACGCUUCAACACAUAAUCAUGAUUCACUAUUAUUAUUAUUAUUAUUAUUAUUAUUAUUGAAGGAAAACAUGCUUACCAUCACUAUCAUGACUGGCAGUGGUGAUGGUGAGGAAGGGAAAUGAUGAUGAUAAAGAAAAUGGGGAUUAGUUUUUUUUUCCAAGAGAGAAGAUUGUAUGUUUGUGUGUGUGUGUUCCUGAGCUUGGCUGGCUGGCUGGCUGCUUGGUUAGUUGGCUGGCUGGCUGGCUAGUUAUCUGGCUGGCUAAUAAUAAGAUAACCCAGCAGGUGGUUGAAGGAAAGAAUGCAAGGAAGAAUGAAUAUUUUAAUGUAAUCGUAAUAAAGAUAUAUGAUUAU